Messenger RNA from Toxorhynchites rutilus septentrionalis, 699 nucleotides. RefSeq names its product adult cuticle protein 1-like. Bases 137 to 493 code for a protein of 118 amino acids. The transcript has 2 exons. The record is from RefSeq and is a predicted model, not a curated record. Lineage: Eukaryota; Metazoa; Arthropoda; Insecta; Diptera; Culicidae.
GGCGCACUCCACCUGGAAGAGAUCGAUUCGGUGUUUUAGUAUAAAAGCCACUGCCGGGUUUAGAUUUAAAGCAUAAGCAGUUCAAGUGUUCGAACAACCUCAAUCUCACCCAUCUCAAAACAACCACUCUUCUAAGAUGAAGUGCGUCAUUGCCGCUGUUGUCAUUGCCCUCGCCGUUGCUGCGGAAGCCAGCUGGGGACCAUGGGGAACCGUCGUGCAGUCUAAUGUUCCAGCGUGGCCAGCAGCUCAUUGGGCUGGUGCUUACGGAGCGUGGCCAGCUGCCGCUCACUGGGGAGGAGCCCACUGGGGUGGUGCCUGGCCAGCCGCUGCUCAUUGGGGAGUUCCAGCUGCCUCGGUUGCUCACCAUGCCGGAGUUGUUCCCGGAGCUGUUUCCGUGAAUGCCAACCGUGGAUCUGUUCAUGUCGCUCCACUUGCAGGUCACGCCAUCUCUCAGAAGCAGCUUAACCUCGCUCCAGCUCCAGGAACCAUCUAAGAUACCAAAAAAGAAACGGAUUGAACCCACCCCUUAUGUCAUAACAGGAAACAACAGGAUGCUCAACUGACCCAAACGAAAAAAAUACGAUAAACUACUGCCAUGCUUGUAAUACCGAUACCGAAGUUCUGUGUUGUACGUUUUACUCAUCUUCAUUAGAGGAUAUAUUUACCGUUGUAAAUAAAUAUGAACUCUCAAAAAUUUAA